Protobothrops mucrosquamatus (brown spotted pit viper) is the source of this 566-nucleotide messenger RNA. It is a transcript of the gene SPRING1, whose product is annotated as chromosome unknown C12orf49 homolog. The record is from RefSeq and is a predicted model, not a curated record. Bases 1 to 561 code for a protein of 186 amino acids. NCBI's taxonomy places the organism in Eukaryota, Metazoa, Chordata, Lepidosauria, Squamata, Viperidae. The transcript is spliced from 6 exons. Gene Ontology annotation, biological process: positive regulation of SREBP signaling pathway.
AUGCAAGCCACCUGGGUGGCUUUAGUCCAGUCACCAGGAGACGACGCUUUGGAGGAAGAGCGAGUGCUGCGGGAUCGGAAUUUCCCCCAAGGUCAAGACGAAGACCGCCCCAUUGCCUGGAAAGUCCAUUUUAGCCUGGGGAACAGCAGCCAGCCGAAUAACCAGUGUCGGAACUCUGUCCAAGGAAAAUUGUUGAUCACAGAUGAGUUGGGCUACAUCUGCGAAAGGAAGGACCUGCUGGUGAACGGGUGUUGCAACGUGGAGGCGCCUGGCGUCAAGUUGUACAGCUGCGACAGCUGCCUGCCCAGUGGCUGUUGCAGCGUCUACGAGGCCUGUGUGUCCUGCUGCUUACAGCCCAACAAGCAACAGCUCCUUGAGCAUUUUCUAAGCCGAGCGGCGCUGGCCUUCCGCAAUCUCUUCAUGGCCGUGGAAGAUCAUUUUGAGCUCUGUCUGGCCAAAUGCAGGACCUCCUCACAGAGCGUGCAGCAUGAAAACACCUAUCGCAACCCCAUUGCAAAAUACUGCUAUGGGGAGUUCCCCCCAGACCUUCUGUCGGUGUGAAAGAG